Messenger RNA from Pocillopora damicornis (cauliflower coral), 3177 nucleotides. RefSeq names its product octopamine receptor beta-2R. Gene Ontology annotation, molecular function: G protein-coupled receptor activity. Gene Ontology annotation, cellular component: plasma membrane. Gene Ontology annotation, biological process: G protein-coupled receptor signaling pathway. The record is from RefSeq and is a predicted model, not a curated record. Lineage: Eukaryota; Metazoa; Cnidaria; Anthozoa; Scleractinia; Pocilloporidae.
CCCUACCAAGGAAGCGGAUCCUUUCAAGUGGGCUGGUAGCGUGCCACAUUUGAACCUGGUGUAUGUUGUUUAGCUUUGUAGCACCCACUCUCUUGGAAUUUUGUUAAACCAAUUUGCUCACCACCUCACAUUUUCAAUUUGGUGCUUAACUGAAGAAAAGAAACUAGUAUAUGAAGGACUAUAACACGAUGAACAAUUCAAGUAACAUAUCUCUUCAACACCCUACAGCGUUCCAUCAACCGAACUAUAAAUUGGCCUCACAACUUGUUCCUAUUGCCGUUUCAAUCAUCAUAGCGAAUGGAGUCGUGUUUUAUCUUUUCGGCAAAAUGAGGAGUCUGCGCACUCCUGCAAAUUAUUUCUUGCUGAGCCUUGCUAUAAGCGACAUCAUGACGGGGCUGAUAAAUAUUCCAUUGCUCCUGGUUUUGGUUCAUCUGUCUCCGCUUAGUCCGUCGUUUACUGUGAUGUACUGCACCUCAGAAGUCUUCCAUAACGUAAUUUCAAUUUCGAUAGCUUACCACAUCACUGCUAUUACUAUGGACAAAUAUCUCGCCGUUGUCAACCCCUUUGGACGUUUCUUGAUGACCAGGAAAACAGUGAGGAAGGCAUUAUCAUCCGUAUGGCUUUGCUCAGCGUUCUUGGGGUCAGUACCUGCAACUUGGUGGGAUUCAUGGCUCGCAGAGGACUCUUUCGCUUUAUAUUUACAAGCUGGACACAUUAUUUUCUGUCUUUGCGUGGUGUUUUUUGUUCCGUAUAUGUUUAUCCUUUAUGCCUACGGCGUUAUGUUCAAAGCAGUGUCUAUGAAGCGGUCGUCAAAAGAAUCAUCUGGCCGGAAAGAUUCUCGCGCAUUUAAGAAAGCUAACAACGAAAGGAAAUGCCUCAUUAUUCUGCUCGCAAUGGCGACUGCUUUCGCGAUUUGUUGGAUACCUUGGUUCACUUUAAGAUUAAUCUACGCUGUCUCCACGACUGGAUGGAUAGAUAUCAAAGAUCAGGCUUCUUUUACAGAAGCAUCCCAAAUGUUUGUCAUCAUCAGAUAUAUCAGCUCUGCCGUUAAUCCUUUAUUGUACACAUUCUUCAAACAAGACUUUUGGAGUGCUUUUAAAAUUGUUACAUUGAAAAGGAAUUCACGAAUUCCAUCCAUGACUCCAUCAAUCAGACUAACAAUAACACAAAGAUAUCGAGGCGCAGAGAAACACGAGAACCAUCUAGUAAGGGACAGCAUUGACGAAAUUCAACAAUCAGCCGUCUAAACUGGAACCUUAGUUGUAUUCAUCAAGGUAGUAAUGAAAACUGGGCACCACCAUGAAUAUUACCCUCCAAAUUAAUAUCACCAAGCUUCUUUCCACACAGAAGUUUAAAUGGAUACAGGAAAAGUGUAAGGGUCAUACGACGUAAUGCAGAAAGCAACAAAAACUUCUAAUCACAUCAUUUUAGUGAAAAGAGGAAGAGCCCUGGAUUUGACCAAGAAUCAUUUGUUAACACGAUACUGAUCUGUAUUUCACUUGUAAAAAACCGGGACGAAGAAAUUAAGUCAAAAUAGUGCCAGUUUUAAAAGUGUUUCGAGAAAAAAAGUUGAGCGUGCGCAUUCUCAAAAGAAAGCAUGGAAACUCUGGAAAACCAUAUAUCACUUUAUAAUAAAUUUCGGAAAUAACACACUCUGCAAUUGUUUGAUAGAGCGUGCUGUAUCAGAGUACAGAACCCGGAGCUUCUCUCUGGCUUAUUUUCGUUAAUUGCAAAUGAACUUUUGAAACUAGCCAGCCGGCAAGUAGCGACAGAAGAACCAAACAAAGGUUUGUAAACAUGACAAGCGCCGUAACUGACGUUAUCAGAAUGAUCAAGCAGGAGGACGGGAACGUCAGUUGACAACGGAACGCGCAGCAAAAAUAUUGGAAAGAAACUGGGUCGAGAACGUCGCCCCGUUGUCUCAGAAGUGACGUAGCAGUCGUUGCAACAAGGCGUCAACGUCAAGUUAUACUGAUUCUUGAAUAUCCAAACCUUGGCUCUAUAAAGUUCACCUUCAACCAUUGAAUUUUCAGUUUCAUAGACCACUUUAAGGAAAACGAAAUUAUCUUCUUUGAGAGUUAUGCAGCAAGCGCAAACAGAGGAUAGUUAUAGCUACGGUAAGUAGGUUGUUAAUAUGAAUCCACAUGGGCCUUUAAAUUUGAAAUUAUUACAUUCCAGUUAAGUCUCGGGUCUGUUGAUAGCGUAAGCAGAGACGAAUAGCGUGCAUGCUGUAAAAUUACGUCGGUCUUGCCUUUCUCCGAUGCUUUUUUCACGUAAAUUAUUAUCAAUUAAUAAAACGAUCUCUCUAUCAUAAAAAAUAGCACAAUUUGCCGAGCUUGUCUUUUCACAAAGUUUCAAUUUCAGGGAUUUUUUUCGACUCGCAAAUUUAGAUCACCAAUUCAAGAGCACAAAGUACAUAAAUUUUUUGACAGUUUUUUUCACGUAAAUUUUUUCUCUGUUUGACAUCUACUUUUCCGCUACCAUUAUGACCUGAAAUAUGCACUUUUUAAUCUCGGCUCAGCGAGGGUAGGAGAGGGUAGAGGAGCAUGGAAAUAUAGGGGUUUCUGCCAUAUUCAGAAGAGAUUCGCACUCACUAGAAGAAAACCGUGAUGAUAGAGGGCUUUCUUCAUGUUCUGUGUUGUCCUCACUCUUCGAAUCCUCGUUUUACGGCUUUUGAAAAUCCUUGGAAGGUAUCAUUAGCCGGUGUUUCGCGAUUGCUUGUUUCACAAGGUAAUAGAUAAAAGGUAAUCUAUACCUAGUUUUUACCUAGUAAUAGAAUCGCUUUCGUAAGUCGAAAUUGGCCUCAUGGUCGUUCAUCUUGUUCUUUGCAAUAAUCGUUGGCUCAGAAGUUGACUCGCUAUUGAAAACUAUCCCUAAUAUGACUAAUAUGGUUGUGGCUGUUUGGAUUCCAGCACGACCUUUUAAAAUUUUUUUUUGGUUCCUUUGGAGAUUUUCGUUUCUGUUUGUUCCUCCCAACAAGUAUAGACGAAAAACAUCCCUUUGUAAUGUUUUUUUAUAAAUUUUGCAAUCUCGCCAAAAGUCCUCUCUGAUACAACUGAUGCCUUUAUAAGCAGCGGAUCCCCUCGAACUUUCAUAAUUUCGGUAAGCUGAAAGAUCAAUUGUUACUUACACUACUUAUAAUAAUUCCUAAGUCAUGUAUAUAGUAUUAUAGGAUGC